CAACUAAACCAAAGCUGCUGUCAAACUAACUAAUCCGCUUCUAAUUAGAGUCGAGUCCCCUCCAAUUAAGGAACGUAAGCGUUGGCAGAUAAUCACCACUGCUUCGCGCUGUUCCGGAAAUUAAAGCAAUAAAACACCAGGUAUACUUAAAGGAGCAAGGCGAUAGAGCAGACAAACAAGGCAAACUCGAUGUUUAGGUACUAUUAUACAGAGAAGAUGUGCAUUUGCCAUUCGGUUGAAUACACCUGCCCGCAUACACGGGGUGUUGCUUACGUUAUGCAUUAGCAUAAUUAAAAUUCGGUAAACACUAGGCCCACCAGCCAGUGCUCCAUUAGCACCCAAGGCAAACAGGCCCAGGACUUGACCCAAAGCAGGCCUUCAGCCACCGCAGGCAGAUGCAACAAAUCCUAUUACUCAUAUUUAAGCACACGCGAGUGUGUGGCGACUGCCUGUUUGUAAUACCCUUGAACUUUAUUGUUUGAACAUCAGCGGUUUGCCCGGGCUUUCGCUUUCUUCUCCUCCCCCCCCCUUAAAAUGGGUUUCCGUUUCCGUUUCCCAUUGCUUUGCCAUUUUUAUGCCGCCGUUUGCCUGUGUGCGUGUGCCCGUGCUUUUUUAUUGCAUGCUGUCAGGCGCAGCAAUACAUUGGUUUGCCAUCGAAAGUGUAUAUAGUAUGUGCGCAUUUUUCAGAAAGUUUUCAAAAAAAUUUACAGUUCCUUCGUAUUGAUAUUGCAAUUUAUCAGGGGGCACCCUACGCUCCCUACAACAGCAGAUUUGAUCAACUACCAUUGAGCCAAUUUUAAGUUACUUUACGGUCAGUAAAUAGUAUACACUCCACUACACGAUUUCAUUAUAUGAAUAUGUCCCUCUUGCUGGCCAGCUCAACUGCGAUUGAAUUCCAUCAUGCCCUUACGUUUCCAAACAAUCUUGGCUUUGAUUGCACUCAAUUGAAUAUAGUUCCAUGCAAACUAAAUCAAAUGAAAAUUCAAUUUGCCAGUUGAAUUCGAAUCAGGUUCACUUCAAUUUGAGUUGUUGGACUGCCAAUACAUUUACGUUAACUUAAAUGUGACAACAUAUGUACGUGCUGCUUAUUUCCAUCUAUUGUGUAAUACAAAAAUUCAUUUCGGUCUGCGGGAAAUUAAUCAUUUCGAGUGCUGAAUGGGACAGUUUUAUAUGAGUGUUUUCACCUGAUUGGCGGACGAUUAUUGCGAAUCGGCAAUUAAAAGCUCUUCGAAUGGCUUAAAUACACCAAAUAAAAGUAAUUAAAUUAGUUCCGUGCUGGACAAAGAAUAACAAGGAAGUGUCGGUACAAAGUUCAACGGAAAAAAUGAAAUAAAAUAAUAUGCAAACUGUGUGAGCAAUCUACGUAUGAAAAGCCAACAACAACUGGCGGCGGGAAAAGCACCAGCUGCGGCAAAGUAAACAUCAAGUUUUUGGCUGUUUGCACAGUAUCCGGGACUUCAUAAUUUCAUCCGGUUGUAUUUAAAUUGUAGCGAAGGCUCCACGAAACAGGAUUUUCGCAUGCCGGAGCUAUAUUCGUAAUUCGUGCGAAAAAAAUGGGCCAAAUGUCAAUGAGUGACUGGGCCGCGGUGUCAGCCGCCAAAAACCCAAUUCACGUCCUCGCCGAAUGAUAAGCUAGCUGCUGCUGGCUGAAAAAAAAAGGGAAGAACCUUAAGGCCCGAGCCAAAAGCCAAGUCAAUGACACUCGACCGGUUAGCCACGACCCUAUGCCUGCUGACGCUCCUGCCGGCGGUCUGGACCCACCAGAUGGACGCGGUCCACCCGGCGGACCAGAAGUUCUCGCUGCCCGCCGUUCCGCUGCCGCCCCCGCCACCCUUUUCCCCCGGCAAGAAUCACUUUGCGCUGAACGCAUUCGCCGGAGAGCAUGCCGGCGGUGGGGGCGGUGGCCACGCCUCCUCCCCCAGCUCCCCGGGAUGCGGCGGUAUGCUCAGGGCACGGCACGGACUCAUCCAGACGCCCAACUUCCCGCAUCGCUUCGCCACGCCCAUCGAAUGCGUGUGGAUAAUCGAUGCCUCGGACAUGCCGACGCCGGGCCAGGGCAAUGUCUCCAUCGUGGUGUACCUGACCCAACUGUACGUGCUCAGCGGGCUUAAGUUCACGGAGUACAUGUACUACUCCGAUGACUUCAAGGUCCCCGCCCACCGGGUGUUCGCGCUCACCGAGGACGACGUCACCCAGGUCACGUGGGUGCAGUUCCACAGCCAGUACCUGGAGAUCCGCUUCACCAUGGCCACGCUGGACGGGACCCAUCUGCGCGCUCUGGACCGCCUGCUGGACGUCUACGGAUUCAACAUCACCUACGAGGUGCAGAACGAGGUGAAGACUUCGCAGUGCAACACGCUGCAGUGCCGCUUCCUUGGAGAUUGCUACGCGAGCUCCGACUACAGCUCCUAUGGAUGCUCCUGUUUUCCCGGCUUCAGCGGCAGCGACUGCGGUCAUGGCCCACUGUGCAAGGACCUUCACACAAACAUCUGCCAGAACGGCGGCACUUGCAAGCACAUCGGCGACGCCGCCAUAACUUGCCACUGUCCGAAGGGCUUCAAGGGGACCAGAUGCGAAAUACCCGAAAUAAACGAGACAACACAGGGCUGCACCAGCAACACGAGCAACAUUGAAUGCCAUCAGGCCUGCGACUUUGACAAUUUUAGUCGUUCUGUGUCCUCUUCUGGCCAGAGCUAUUCCGUCCUUAAAAGCAACCGGAAUUUGGCUCGCAGCGGUAAAACUCGAUAUGAGGUGACCAUGAGGCUGGGUGCCAAUCUUACGGGGUAUUAUCGACAUGCCGACCGGGAACAGUUGUCCGGCGUUAUGGAACGACAGCUUGGUCGUGUUUUGCGCAACUUCAACAUCACAAAGAUAAGCGAUCUGGAGCUGAUAUCGAACUCCACCGAUCGGCUGGACAUCACCUUCCACUUCUUUGGCGUCAAGGGCGACUCCCAGCGGAUCCGGGAUGCCAUCACCAGGAUGGUGGAACGUGGCCGGAUCGGAAACUUUACCCUGGUUGCGAACUUCCAUCACUUCGACGAGAACCCACCGCUGGGCUUGCUGGAGUUGAGCGUCAAUCAACCGCAAUCAGGAGUGCGCGAGGCCAGCGAGUUCAUCAUAUCCUGCACCGCCCAGGGCUCGUCCCGGAUGCAGUUCCAGUGGUUCAAGGACGGCGCGCCGGUGAAUGCCAGCAAGGCGACGCGGGAAAUCUGGACCACGGUACUACCGCCCGAAACCAAAGAUGUCUACACCGCGAUUCUGGGCGUAACCAAAGCGAGUCGGAUCGACGAAGGUGUCUACAGCUGCAAGGUCACCGACUGGGGCGUGGAGCAGUGCCGCUCCCUGCACAUCCACAUCAAGUCCCCGCCCCGUCUGCGCGUGGAUCCGGCGAGUGUAACACUGCAGCGGGGGGAUUCGCUGCGGGUGCGGUGCCUGUCACCAGGCAACGACGACAUUAAGCGCUACGCCCAGCUCGGCUACAGCUGGACCCGCAACGGGGUGCUCUUCCAGUCGGACGCGGGCACGGCCAUGUGGGAGGACCUGUACCCCGACGGCAGCAUCCUGAAGAUCAACAACAUCCAGAAGUCGGCGGAGUACGCCUGUCUGGUGUCCAACAGUGUGCGUCCGGUGUCCCGCAGCGUCUACAUCAACGUCAUCGAGCGGAACGCGGCGCACGUGUGUCCGGCGGAGUCCACGUACGGCAUCCAUUGGCCCACCAGCGCCCCCGGAGCCCCCAUCAUCACCGACUGCCCGCGGGGCUUCGAGGGUCACCUGCGACGCAUCUGCGAGCAGCGGGACACGGGCAACUCCACCUGGCUGCUGCCCGACUUCUCCGGCUGCGUCAGGGACGAACUGCUGCUCAUCUACAACCGCUUCCUGGCUUUGAGUGCCGGCUUCCAGCAGACGAACUCCUCCAACAUCCUGAAGGCCUGCUUCGACUUCACCCUACAGCGGCGGCACAGUUUCCUGCCCGGCGAGGCCAGCUUCCUCAUCGACAUGCUGCACGAGCUCGACACCUACCUGCAAUUGAAAGGCACACAACUGGAGCGCGAGAUGGCCGCGGAGAUAAUACUGCGCAUCCUGGAUAAAGUCAUGCAGAAUGCCCAAUCCCUGAACAGUCAACAGCAAAUUAAAAAGCUGCAGCAACUAACGCAAUCGGCGGCGCUGAACCGCGAGACCAUCGCGGCCUCCCAGUUGGCCACCUCGACGAGCGGCAGCAGUCAGUCCGCCUCGGCGCCGGCGACAGGUGACAGUUCGACCCGCGGCGACGAUGGCAAUGGCAGCGGGUCAGGGGUCACUGCGGGCGAGGUUUCCGCGGAUCCUGCCGGCAGCCUGCAGGCAACUCGAGCUGGCGGAGCAGGUGGAGCGGGAGGAGCGGGAGGACAUGGACCGGGAGCCGCCAGCAUCCUGACAGUCGAUGAGGACACACUGUCGCUGGACCGACUCAAUUCGCUGCGCAUCUACAUGACGUCGGUGAAAACGCUGCCGUUUAAUUUGCGCAUUUACGGCGAGGAUUUGUUCUCGGACCAGCUCUACAUGGACAUUGGCCUCUCCACGCGACUGCUGCACAUCAUGGCCAACUCAACCAUAUUCGCCUCGGUCAUCUCCUACAAGAACCUCAAAAGUUUCCUCCCCAAGACCUACUACACGCGCGGCAGCGAUCCCCGGGACUCGGACUACGUGCUGGCGUCGCGGAUCAUCCAGACCUGGCUGUUCCAGUCGAAUCGCUCCAACGACAACUUCCGCGAGCCCCUGGACUUGCCCUUCGAGGCGGGACAUGUGGAGAUUAUUUUUCAGCACGAGAGCGUCCCCAAGACGGGCGAUUGGGUGGCCGUUUGUGGUCACGACUACAAGGCCUCCUUCGACUCCACCUGGCGAUCGGACCUGUGCAUCACCAAGCACCUGAUGGCCAACAUCACGCGCUGCAUUUGCCCGCUGUCCGGAACCUACGUGGUCAUGCUCACCAAACGCCAACCAAAUGCCCCCCCGGCCCACGCCCCCCGGCGCCCCAUCUUCGUGAUCGCCAGCUGCGCCUGCUGCCUCCUCCAGUGCGGAUCCGCCCUUCUCAUCCUGGUGCCCAUCUGGUGCAACCGCAAGUGCGCCGUCACGUUCCUCAAGAUGCAGUUCUGCGUGUCCACGUCGAGUGUGAUGCUCAUCUACUUGCUGGGAUUCAUGAAAAUGCUGCCGCUGAGCUGGCACGGCAUCAUUAGCACAUCGCUGGCAUCGCUCUUGUUGCUGGGCAUCUCGACGCUGAUUGCGAUUGCCCUGGCCAUCCACACGGAGCUGAUGCCGAAGAAGUAUCUGCAGAUUGGCGGCAGGACGGCCACGCCCACCAAGCGACGACUCGAAGGCGGAGGGGAGCGGGAGCGGGAGCGGGAUCGGGAAUUGGAGAGCCUGAGCAACAUCACGCAGAUCCGGGCUCAGUCGCCGCUGGGAGCCACCACGUCCUCCAUUGUCCAGCGCCGCCCACCGCCCAGUUCGUCGGCAGCUGGAAUGCGAGGCGCCAUCGGCAUUAGUUGGCUACUGCCGCUCCUGUUUGCGGUGGCCGCCCCCCUAAUCUGUAGCAUCAUUGGCCGCUGGCCAACGCACUGGUGGCUGGAGGUCCUCUGGACGGGUGCAGCCGCCUCUCCGGAUGCCGCCACCGCCCUGGGCAGACCGGAAGCGGAGGAGUCGGAGUACUCGGCCCACUCGCUGCUCAACGGCGAUAAUUUACUGCUCGAGUCGGAGGCACUGCAGCUGGGAAAUGGAACGACUUCGCCAGCAGAGAAAGAGACAUUGUCAUCGGUCGAUGAUGUGGCCACGUCAACGUCAUCAAUCACUGCAGCUACCAGUGGCUUUGCAGCAGUUGGGAGUCUCUUGGUGGGCAGGAGCAGUACCUCCACUUCCGCAUCCGCGCUGACUGCGCCUCUCACUUCCGGUUUGGGUGACGCUUCGACAGCCCCAACGCCAGCCCUGAGCUUCGUCCUCUUCCUCUGCAUCGAUCUGCUCUUCAUCCUGCUCUUCCUGGCGCUGUUUGCCAUUUUAAUGAAGAAACUUUUGUGGCUGUGGCACAAGAAUCGCACUGUGCAUACGCAUCCGUUGGAUAAAUUCAAUCUGGCUCUGCGCAGGCGAUUCGGUUUGCUCUACCGGGCGGGCGGACUGCUGCUGGCCAAAAUCUGCAGCGACGGACUGUUCAUCGCUUAUGUUAAUUCAUCACCGGAUGCUCUGUGGGCAUAUCCGUUCGGCAUAUCGUGCAUAUUAUUGGGCUCGGCCAUCCUCUUCUGUUUCGUCAUCAGGGCCGAGAGCCAGCUGCGAGGACCCCCCUUCCUCAGCAGCAACGGGAGCAGCCAGAACAGCUCCCUGAAGCAGGCCAAGUUCAACACGAGCCGGAGCAGCCUGGACGAGAACUACUGCACCACCACGACGACGGCCAACGUGAAUAGUCCGCUGAGCUUCUACACCAACCACGACAAGGAGAAGGAGAACGAGUGCGGCGGCGUGUCCUUGUCAAUGUCCAAUGCAGCCGUGUCCUCUGCAGCAGCAGCAGCAGCAGCAGCAGCAGCCGGAUCCUUGGGCUCGUCAGCCGGCGGAGGAGGCGGUGCCGCGCCCCUGCAAUCGAAGGUGGGCCUGGAGCUGUCAGGAGCACCGGGCUCCGGCGUUCCACUGCCGUUGACAAUCAUCUCGACGGCGCCGCGCUGCCAAGCGGGCGCAGAUGGGACGGCGGAGUCCUUCCUGGGCGACCGCCAGGCUCUGUCCGUGGCCCCCUCGCCGGACACACGCUGUUGCGCCAUUUUGGGCGGCGGCACCGCCUACGAUGCCUACACCAUGGGCAUGGGCAUGGGAAUGGGCAUGGGAGUGGGUAUGGAAGUGGGCGUGGGAGUGGGAGGACUCACGGGAAGCCUGGGCAGAAGAACGCUGCAUCAGCAGCCCACGCAUUAUCGCCCAGGACCUUGCGGCGAGUUUGUGGGCGUCGAGACGCUCGAUAUCCUCCAGGGCGUGGCAGCAGACAGCAUUAUUGGCAUUCACACCAGUGCCAUUAUGCCCACGGCCACCAACACUGCUCAUUAUGUUCCGCUGCAGCAUAAUCCCUACGUGGACUUUGUGCCCAGCUCCCUAAUCCUGAGUAUGGCGCCACCGCCGACCAUAAGCGGAAACCUGAGUGGAGCGGCAAUGCCGGCGAUGUCAGCGAUGUCUGCCAUGUCCACCCAGACGCCCAAGACGCAGAAGCGGGUGACCAUCCUGGAGCCCACGUCCCGCACGACCUUUGACCCCCUGCUGCCUACCAUGGUGGCGGCUGUGGUCUCCACUUCGACGGCCACCAGCACGGCGACCACGACCCCGGUCACGCCCACCCAUACGGCCACGCAGAGUGGCUGUGGGGCCAACGAUGCCACGCUGGAUCGCAUCACCCUCGAUCUGGACUACUUGCUGAACCGGGGGGCAGUGGAUGCCCCAGAUGGAGGCGGGGUGCCACCACCACCACUACCACCGCCCACCACUGAUGACAGCCAGCAAAAGCAAAAGCAAUAGCAAUAUGUGUAAGUUGGAAGACCCAUUCCGACACUGAGAUGCAUUUAAGAGGCUUCGUUAUUCUAUCAUACGAUGUAAAUAUAUGUAAAUCAAAUUUCCGAACUUAACUACAGUAGAAAUCUCUGUGAAUAUUCAUGUAUGUAUGCAUCAAAUAUACUUCAUAGGGUUAGCAAUCCAUUGAAGUCAUCGUUUAACCCAAUACUCUAUCAAAUGAGUUCCAGUUUUUGUUGAACCUGCCAGAUUUAAUAGAACUUCCAGUUCAAUAAAUCCAUGAAAUGUUCAAAAUGUAUGUCUUUUAAAGUGAUUUGAAUAUCAAUCAUACCUAUAGUCAUAUUUAGAAUACAAAUUGAACUUAAUGUCAUUGCAUAUGUAAACAAAUUGAAAGAAUUUAAACUAAAAAUAACUUUUUAGCUAGAUUUACAAAAGCCUAUUAAGGAGAACACAAUGAAGAUGAAAAUUGAAUGAGCGAGAGCACAGCAAGGUGUGAAAAUGUUUUUGAUUCCAUUUAAAGUUUUCCUAGAAUUAAAGCAAAAUUAAGCCCCAUUAAGUAACAAAGAUAAAAACCUACAAAAUACAAUAAUUGUAAAACUAAUAAACAUAACAGGACUAUUUCUGGAACAAAGCAAAUUAUACAGAUAUAUAUCUUUAAAUAAACUCAAGACUCUUGUUAGAAAAUCUAUGAAAAUAAGAG
This is a messenger RNA of Drosophila gunungcola (fruit fly), 8200 nucleotides long. RefSeq lists its product as uncharacterized. Gene Ontology annotation, cellular component: membrane. The record is from RefSeq and is a predicted model, not a curated record. Gene Ontology annotation, molecular function: G protein-coupled receptor activity. The coding region runs from base 1696 to 7509 and encodes 1937 amino acids. Lineage: Eukaryota; Metazoa; Arthropoda; Insecta; Diptera; Drosophilidae. The transcript is spliced from 21 exons.